Cloeon dipterum is the source of this 6196-nucleotide messenger RNA. RefSeq names its product collagen alpha-1(III) chain-like. The transcript is spliced from 58 exons. Gene Ontology annotation, biological process: extracellular matrix organization. Bases 132 to 5942 code for a protein of 1936 amino acids. Gene Ontology annotation, molecular function: extracellular matrix structural constituent conferring tensile strength. The record is from RefSeq and is a predicted model, not a curated record. Gene Ontology annotation, cellular component: collagen type IV trimer. NCBI's taxonomy places the organism in Eukaryota, Metazoa, Arthropoda, Insecta, Ephemeroptera, Baetidae.
GUUAUAAAAGGGGCCAAAACUCUGAUCACCGACCACUUUGAAGCCCAUUCAUCUGUCAUCUGGUUGGCGAACUUUUCUCAGUGCACCAGGGAAGCACCAGCCGGUCGUGCAAAAGCACCCACCAAGCCAGAAUGCGGCUAUCAGGGCCGUUCCUCAUCGUGGCCAUCGCUCUGCUGUCAGAGUCAUCUGACGCAAGGGUGGCCAGGGUUUCGAAAAUACACCGCGUGGACAAGUCGAUCAAUCCUAUCACGGGCAGCUCAAAUCAAAACCUCUUCACUCGCAAGGAUGUGAUUGUCGACAUCCAGGACCAGGACAAGAACCAGUACCACGAGCAGGACUGUGAUAACAGUAAAUGUGGCCAAUAUGUGUACGGAUACGACGUGGGUCCAAACGGACAGUUCCACCACGAGGUGCGUGGACCUGACGGCGUCACCUAUGGCUGCUACGGCUACCUGGAUCCCAACAACGAACUCCGCGCCACCCACUACGUCGCCGACGCCUGGGGUUUCCGCGUCAUCGUCCCUGGAAAGCCCGUAGACGUGUGGCGCAAGAAGCCCGGCACGACCGAUGAAUACGAGAUGGAAACCAUCCCUUACGAACAGGCCCACUUCCCCAAGGGCUGCGGCACAGGCCCCGGUGGCACCCUGCCAGGUUCCCCUGGCUAUGACCCGAAUGCAGGCCAGCCUCAAGGUCCUCCUAAACCUGGUUCAGGAGGUCAACCCGGAACUGCUGGAACUCCAGGCACACCUGGUCGCCCUGGAACCCCCGGAACUCCUGGAACCCCAGGUAAACCUGGAACAGCUGGUUCUCCUGGCUCCCCUGGAUCUGGCGGUAGUGGAGGCUCAGGUGGAUACCCUGGAUCGCAAGGUUCUCCUGGCACACCUGGAACCCCUGGCACUCCAGGUAAACCUGGAACAGCUGGUUCUCCUGGCUCACCUGGAUCUGGCGGUAGUGGAGGCUCAGGUGGAUACCCCGGAUCGCAAGGUUCUCCUGGCACUCCUGGUCGCCCUGGAACCCCCGGAACUCCUGGCACCCCAGGUAAACCUGGCUCACCUGGAUCUGGCGGAAGUGGAGGCUCAGGUGGAAGUGGAGGAUACCCAGGAUCACAAGGUUCUCCUGGCACUCCUGGACGACCUGGAACUCCAGGCACACCUGGAACUCCUGGACGCCCUGGUUCAGGAGGAUCCGCAGGACAAGGAGGUUACCCUGGAACUCCAGGCAAACCCGGUACCCCAGGCACACCCGGAACCCCUGGCUCAGGAGGUGGAGCUGGCAGCGGAGGCUCAGGUGGUAGUGGAGGAUAUCCAGGAUCUCAAGGAACACCCGGAACACCUGGAACUCCAGGUACCCCUGGACGUCCUGGAUCACCAGGAACUCCUGGUACACCAGGAACCCCAGGUUCCGGAGGAUCCGGUGGACACGGUGGUGGAGCAGGUAGCGGCGGCGGAGGCGGCAGUGGUGGAUAUCCUGGCUCACAGGGUUCCCCAGGCAGCCCAGGCAAACCUGGUUCUGGUGGAUCAGGAGGACACGGCGGCUCAGGAGGCGGAGCGGGAGGCCCUGGCAGUGGAGGUAGCGGUGGAUAUCCAGGAUCACCUGGCACACCUGGAACUCCAGGAACAGCAGGAACUCCUGGCAGACCUGGUUCUCCAGGCACUCCUGGAACACCAGGCACGCCCGGUACUCCAGGUAGUGGUGGCCACGGAGGCAUUAGCUACGAUUUCGAAUCAAGCGCAUCAUAUGAGGGUCACUUUACGAAAGGAUCGGUCAGCUCUUCCAGCCAUGGAUCAUUUUCGAAAGAAAAAGGCGUGGCCUCGAACCUAAACAGCGAAAGUUCUUUCACAAGCUCGUUUGACAAAAAUAAAGGAAGCAGUGGCAGUAGCACACAUUUCAGCAGUCAGAGCUCAUUUUCAAAUGACAAAGGAGGCACAAAUAUUGAUUCUCAAAGUUCAUUCUCUUCUUCUAAUGACAAAGGAGAUAAAGGCAUCAGUGGCCAUAACACUUUCAAUGUCCAUAAGGACAAAGAUAAAGGCACUAGCAGCAUCUCGGGUGAAAGUCACUUUUCUGCAAAUAAAGACAAGGGCUCGAGUCAGUUAUCCGGAAGCCAUUCGUUUAGUGGCCACAAAGAUAAAGACAAGGAAUGCAGUCAUUUUCACGCGCAUAACACAGUUAGCGGACAUAAGGAUAAAAAUAAAGGCUCGAGCCACGUGAGUGGCAGCAACUCGUUUAGCGGGCACAAAGACAAAGGUAGUGCCAAUUGUUCCAGUCACAUUAGUGGGCACGGAUCAGCAAGUGCUCACAAAGAAAAGGAUAAAGGUCAGGGCCACUUUUCUAGCCAUGGCUCCGUCUCUGGUGACAAAUGUAAAGGAUCCACCCAGGUUUCUGGACAAGGGUCAAUUACUGUUGGAGGCGGCGCCGGUGGUCCAGGAUCAGGUGGUCAAGGUGGACAUGGAGGGCAAGGUGGCUAUCCAGGAUCUCCGGGAAGCGGUGGAUCUCCAGGUACACCCGGUACUCCAGGCACACCUGGAACACCAGGAACUCCCGGAAAACCUGGUAGUGCAGGACAGGGCGGUCAAGGAGGACAAGGUGGCUAUCCAGGUUCUCCAGGAACCCCAGGUACUCCUGGAAAACCAGGAAGUGGAGGUCAAGGAGGACAAGGUGGCUAUCCAGGCUCUCCUGGUACCCCUGGAACGCCUGGUACUCCAGGAAAACCCGGCAGUGGAGGACAAGGUGGUCAAGGUGGUUAUCCAGGAUCACCUGGAACCCCUGGUAGUGGAGGACAAGGAGGCUAUCCUGGAUCCCCUGGUACACCAGGAACCCCUGGCACUCCAGGAACACCAGGUACUCCAGGAAAGCCCGGCAGUGGAGGACAAGGUGGUCACGGAGGGCAAGGAGGCUAUCCAGGAUCUCCUGGAACUCCUGGUACUCCCGGAACACCAGGAAAACCUGGUAGUGGAGGGCAAGGUGGUCAAGCAGGACAGGGUGGCUAUCCAGGAUCCCCCGGAACCCCUGGUACGCCAGGAACACCAGGUACUCCAGGUAAACCAGGAAGUGGAGGACAAGGUGGUCAAGCAGGACAAGGUGGUUAUCCAGGAUCCCCCGGAACCCCUGGCACGCCAGGAACACCAGGCACUCCAGGUAAACCAGGAAGUGGAGGACAAGGUGGUCAAGCAGGACAAGGUGGUUAUCCAGGAUCCCCCGGAACCCCUGGCACGCCAGGAACACCAGGCACUCCAGGUAAACCAGGAAGUGGAGGACAAGGUGGUCAAGCAGGACAAGGUGGCUAUCCAGGAUCACCAGGAACCCCUGGCACACCAGGCACCCCAGGUAAACCAGGAAGCGGAGGACAAGGUGGUCAAGGCGGACACGGAGGAUCUCCCGGAGCGCCAGGACAACCUGGUAGUGGAGGAUAUCCAGGCUCUCCUGGCUCACCUGGCCAAGGUGGAUAUCCAGGAUCUGGGGGGCAAGGUGGAGAAGGAGGAUACCCAGGAUCUGGAGGUCAGGGCGGUGAAGGCGGCUAUCCAGGAUCCCCAGGCACUCCUGGAACACCAGGAACCCCUGGAUCUGGAGGACAAGGUGGAUAUCCAGGAUCUGGAGGGCAAGGUGGAGAAGGAGGAUACCCAGGAUCACCAGGCACUCCUGGAACACCAGGCACACCAGGAACCCCUGGUUCCGGAGGCCAAGGGGGUCAAGGUGGAUAUCCAGGUUCAGGAGGUCAAGGUGGUUAUCCUGGCUCUGAAGGACAAGGUGGUCUGGGAGGAUACCCAGGAUCCCCUGGCACACCAGGAACUCCUGGUACACCAGGAACUCCCGGAUCUGGAGGACAAGGUGGACAAGGAGGUUAUCCAGGAUCUGGAGGACAAGGUGGUGAGGGUGGAUAUCCAGGUACCCCUGGAACUCCUGGUACACCAGGAACACCUGGAUCUGGAGGACAAGGUGGUCAAGGUGGCUAUCCAGGAUCUGGAGGGCAAGGUGGAUAUCCAGGAUCAGGGGGCCAAGGAGGUCAAGGUGGCUAUCCUGGCUCAGAAGGACAAGGUGGCGAGGGAGGAUACCCAGGAUCCCCCGGCACACCAGGAUCCCCUGGCACACCAGGAUCUCCUGGCACACCAGGAACUCCCGGUUCAGGUGGUGAAAGUGGCUAUCCAGGAUCUCCAGGAACUCCUGGAUCUGGAGGACAAGGAGGGUAUCCAGGAUCUGGAGGACAAGGCGGACAAGGAGGUUAUCCUGGAUCUGAAGGACAAGGUGGACAAGGAGGCUAUCCAGGAUCUGGAGGACAAGGUGGACAAGGAGGCUAUCCAGGAUCUGGAGGACAAGGUGGACAAGGAGGUUAUCCUGGAUCUGAAGGACAAGGUGGACAAGGAGGCUAUCCAGGAUCUGGAGGACAAGGUGGACAAGGAGGCUAUCCAGGAUCUGGAGGACAGGGUGGUGAGGGUGGAUAUCCAGGUACCCCUGGAACUCCUGGUACACCAGGAACACCUGGAUCUGGGGGACAAGGAGGUGAAGGUGGCUAUCCAGGAUCAGGUGGUGAAGGAGGAUAUCCAGGAUCACCUGGCACACCUGGAAGCCCUGGUACACCUGGUACGCCUGGGUCUGGCGGCCAAGGAGGAGAGGGAGGAUAUCCAGGAUCUCCAGGUACACCUGGAUCUGCCGGUCAAGGAGGAUACCCCGGAGAUGGAGGUCAAGGUGGACAAGGAGGAUAUCCUGGAAGUGGGGGCCAAGGAGGAGAUGGUGGACAAGGCGGACAGCCAGGAUCAGGAGGCUACCCAGGUCAGCCUCAAGGACCUCAGCAGCCAGAUCCUGAAAAUUUAGAACGUCCUAAUCAACCCGGUGGUGGACAACCUCAGCAGCCAGGUGGCGGAUAUCCUCAGCAGCCAGGCGGUGGACAACCUCAGCAGCCAGGCGGUGGAUAUCCUCAGCAGCCAGGCGGUGGACAACCUCAGCAGCCAGGCGGUGGAUAUCCUCAGCAACCAGGUGGCGGAUAUCCUCAGCAGCCAGGCGGUGGACAACCUCAGCAGCCAGGCGGUGGAUAUCCUCAGCAGCCAGGCGGUGGACAACCUCAGCAGCCAGGUGGCGGAUAUCCUCAGCAGCCAGGCGGUGGACAACCUCAGCAACCAGGCGGUGGAUAUCCUCAGCAACCAGGUGGCGGAUAUCCUCAGCAGCCUGGCGGUGGACAACCUCAGCAGCCAGGCGGUGGAUAUCCUCAGCAGCCAGGCGGUGGACAACCUCAGCAGCCAGGCGGUGGAUAUCCUCAGCAGCCAGGCGGUGGACAACCUCAGCAGCCAGGCGGUGGAUAUCCUCAGCAGCCAGGCGGUGGACAACCUCAGCAGCCAGGCGGUGGAUAUCCUCAGCAGCCACAACAGCCAGGUAGUGGAUAUCCUCAGCAACCAGGUGGUGGACAACCUCAACAGCCUGGAGGUGGAUAUCCUCAGCAGCCAGGCGGUGGAUAUCCUCAACAACCAGGAAGUGGACAACCUCAGCAGCCUGGAGGUGGAUAUCCUCAACAACCGCAACAGCCAGGUGGCUAUCCCCAACAGCCAGGCCAGCCUCCACACGUUCAUCCCUUCCCCGGACAAGGAGGCAGUCAUCCAAGUGGACCUCCGUCUCAGCCAAGUGCACCUCCACAAGCUGGAUACAUUCCUGUAAUUUUCUACCCAUACUGUCCAGACAAAGACGGCGCUCCUGGUCAAAUUUAUCCCGUCCUUUAUCCUGUUGGAGUUCCGCAAGGAAACGCAUGCGCUCAAUGUGCGGCUAACAGGAGGCGUAAUGGAUACGGAAGAUCUUUGCUCGACGACGCUGCAAAUGAAAAUUUGAAGAAGAUACUCGAGCAAGCCCACUUAGAAGAAACAUUCCAGCCCACUGGCAAGAGGAGAGCGUUGAGGGCACUGGAAAACGCAAUGGUUGCAAUCAAAAAGGAAGUCGAAAGUUCAAAAGUGAUAAAGUCUUAAUUUUGGGAGAUGGAUUACUCCAUCGAAAGGUGGCGGGUAGAAUGUAGGACAGGCAGUGUAACUUUGGGACAAAGGGAAAAUGUGCCAAAUUUUCAAAUAAAUCUUUGUGACACUGAUGAAAAGAAUAACUUAUUUAUUUUUCGAGGUGCUUAAUGUAUGAAUCAUGAAAGCAAAAUAUUGUAUGUGACAAAGGAACACGAUAAAUGAGUGUAUAUGAUUUGAAUAAAUAAUAAAUUUCACUUGCAAUAAUUAAA